This is a messenger RNA of Meleagris gallopavo (turkey), 2710 nucleotides long. NCBI's taxonomy places the organism in Eukaryota, Metazoa, Chordata, Aves, Galliformes, Phasianidae. The record is from RefSeq and is a predicted model, not a curated record.
AUGGCUGAAAGCAUGCUUGGCAGAGUGGGGAAGCUAUCCCCAAAGGCAUUCCAGGCUUUCCUCGAGUUGGUGGCUUCUGAGCUCACUGGGGAUGAAGAUGAAGUUGUUGAUAACAUCGUGGAAUUUUUGACCUCGAGAACGGAACGAAGUCACAUGGAGAGCUUGCAAAGCUUGGCGAGGAGGAGAUGGCUGCACAACAUCCAGCAGGCAGCUGAGACCAGCGGAGCACGGAUGGAGCCGGUGUACGACGCCGUGCUCAAGGCCCUCCUCAAGGAUGCAGAAGCCCACGGGGAUAACAAGAAGAUCAGUGCAUAUAUUGCCCUUUUGGAAGAAAACCAGCUCUCACCAGAGCGGGGACAGACGCUCUUACGCUAUGUGACAUGUACCACAGAUGAUGCUCCGUAUGUUCUAAACCAGACACUCUACAGAGACAUGAAAGGAGUAAGCUUUGCAGCUGUUGAAGAGGAAAAGCCAAUCCACGUCCCAAGAGUUCAGCUCCACGGAAAUAUCCACUUCUGGAACCAGGACCGCCCAGCUGAGCAGAGGAGAGGCUCAUUCCUGGUACUGCCAUUGCAGGAUGCUCACUGGAGAGUCUUUGGCAUUCUGGGACUUGAUACUCUUCGAGACCAGAGUGAGAAAACCAUCUUCCUGACCCAUGAGAUCAGCUUCUACCAGGGAGUUUCUCAUGCAUUCAGCAAAGCCUACCAGCAUGUGUGUGCACUAGGAAGUGUUCUGCAAAUGGCCCUCACUGCUCUGGACUGGUUGUAUCACAGAGUGCCCAGCAUCCACACUGUCAGUACGUACCUGGUGGAGCCUGGCAAUGAUCAGACGUGUGACUAUGCUCUGCGCAGGAUGAUUACUACAGACAGUACAGGACAAAAGGAAAUCCAUACCUCUCCUGUCCUCCUCCUCAGAAAAGAGAACUUUUUCAGGCCUAGCAGAAAAUUAGCUUCCAUCUUAAUGCUUACUGGAGGAGCUGCAAGCAAGCUCUGCAUCUGUUGUGAAAGAAAUUACCUGUUUAAGUGCACAGACUGUUCAGAGGUCGUUUGCAGUUCUGUCUGUGGAGAACAGCACAUUGCAGUGCCUCUCCGGGACCUGUCAGGACGAGCUCUGGGGUUAUUUGAUAUCAGCAUCGGACCCCAGCAGACAUUACCUCCUCACCAACAUAAGGACCUGCAGAGAAUGCUGAAGAUGGCCCAGGCUGCCUGUUCAGAAAUACUGAAGAUGCCUUCAGAGGAAACCAAAGCAAGCCGUGUACUGGAGGCAGAACACAGGAAUGUGAGGGAUGCAGGGAUUCUCUUCCACCGGUUCAUGCUGCAGGACCUACGUGAGUGUAUCCAGAAACUGAAUGCUGAGAGCUUUGCUGAAAUCAAGAGCUAUGAAGACCCGCCAGCUCUGGUACAUAACAUAAUGAAGGCUGUGCUGUUGCUUUUACAUCCAGAGUGGGAGGGCACGGAGAAGACUGAGAACUGGAAUCAGUGCAUACUGCAACUUGAUGACAAUUUAAUUCAGGAGAUGUAUUGCUUUGAUCCCACUGCUGCAUCCGUGCACGUUCAAGCAGAGCUGGUGCAGAACUGUAUCAAUGGGGCACCUCAGGCAGCAGUUUGGCCACAGGGCUCUAUCACAGCCCGACUCCUGGAGCGCUGGGUGCACACCUGCCUGUGCCUGGUCCAGCUGACAGAGAGCACGCAGAGCAACACGGCCCCAUCCUGCAGCACUGCCCACAGCAACGCCUCCUGUUAGACCACCAGCUGCUCACCUAACCCAGUGCUCCUGAUACGGGACACCUGUUUCAUUAAUUGUUUGCUUUUAUUAGUUAUGCGUUGCAACUCAGUGUCAUCAAAACAGUUUAGUAGGUGCCAUUAAGGGCAAUAAAAACAUUGCAAGGAAAUAAUUUUGCUAGUAUGAAUUUAUCUGCUAAGCCUUAAAAAGGCUGCUUAAGGCUUUAUUAUUAAAGUUCCAAUAAGAGAGGCUGGGAACACUUGAUGGCAACAGCAUUCAGAAGCCAUACAGCACAGAAGCUCAGGAUUCUCUCUCCUUCAGUCACAUUUUAGAAGCCGCUCUAAUUGAGGGCUGUUAAUCAGCAGUGUUAGCAGUUACAGGCGCGCUGCAGCACAGCCCCGCUGUUUUAAUACAGCCCCCAGCUUCAGCCUGCUGCAAGGCUGCAUCUGUGCAACACUCCUUUUGGCAGAACGGCUUCUUUUAAUAAAACUUCGGGAAAUUAAAUCCUUUUUUCUCUCUUCAGACCGGCGCCUCCACGUGUGCGGACGGGACGCCGGUCCCGCAGCACCCGCUGCCGGGUGGGGGAGGGGCGGGGGGAUGCGCGCGCUGCAGAUCGCUGCCUAUCCGCAGCGGCAUUUUCGCCACUCACCAUUCCGCUGUUACAAAAUUCGUCCCCUACCUCUAUCCCUUCCCGCUCGCUUCCCGCUACCCUUCUGGAGCAAAAAAGGAGAUCAGUGCGGCGGGAGCGCCGGAGAGAGGAAGGUGGAAAGUAGCAGAAACAGGAGGAAUCUGCUGCCGCGGAGCAGCAGACGGCUGUGCCCAGCGGCGGCCGGGACAAGAUGGCGGCGCUAAGCAAGCAGUGAGUGCGGGCCGCGGCGGGGUAGCGGUAACCGAGGGGCGCUACGGGGUCGCCGCAGACGACGGGCACGGGCUGGGUCCCGCCUCGCUUCGGGCCGGGGCUGGCGCUAACGGAGCGUUCGGUCGUCCC